Molecule: messenger RNA, 1552 nt
Organism: Moneuplotes crassus
Lineage: Eukaryota; Ciliophora; Spirotrichea; Euplotida; Euplotidae
Source: the annotation of a GenBank genome assembly
UAAUGAUGAUGAAUGUAUGGAGAGCUGGUCGCAGAACCAGCCACAGAGUCACGAAAACAGCAGUCCCAGUUUCUGCAAGAAACUUCAGUGCAGUUAUUUACGAUACUACUGAUGAAGCCAUUGCUGAUAUCCCUCAUGGAGCUAGUAUUUCCUUCGGAGGAUUCGGAUUAGUUGGUAUUCCAGAGAAAUUGAUUGAUGCUUUGGUAAGGAAAGGAACCAAGGACAUCCACGCAGUCUCUAAUGAAGCUGGUGUUGAUGGUCAUGGACUUGAUAAGCUUCUUAUGAACCACCAGAUCAGAGAGAUCACUUGUAGUUUCGCAGGAAACAACCUCAAUUUCGAGAAACAGUACUUUGGUGGGGAUUUAAAAGUGAAUCUUGUUCCUCAAGGAUCUUUCGCUGAAAAACUUAGAGCUGGUGGAGCAGGAAUCCCUGCCUUCUAUACUAGGACUGGUGUCGGAAGUAUUGUCGGUGAUGGAGGUAUGGUUAAGAAAUUCGCUCCAGGAGGUGCAGAAGUUGAGGAAGUCUCUAUUGGUAAGGAAAUGAGGAUCUUCAACAACAUGAGAUACAUCAUGGUUCACUCCUUAACCACAGACUACGCCAUUGUCAAAGGGCAUGUUGCUGAUACUCUUGGAAAUGUUAUCUUUAACAAGACUGCCUUGAACUUUAACUCAGAUAUGUGUAAAGCUAGUAAAAGAGCCAUUGUUGAGGUCGAAGAUAUCGUCCCAGCAGGAGAGUUAGAUCCUCAUCAUAUUCAGUGUCCUCACAUCUAUGUACAGAGAUUAGUUAAAGGAACCAACUAUGUUAAACCAAUUGAGCAAUAUACUAUCAGAAAAGAUGGUGAAGAUGCUUCAGAAUCUGAAUACUUCAAGACUGAGUCUGGUAAAAUAAGAGCAAAGAUUGCCAAGAGAGCAGCUCAGUUUGUCCAGGACAAGAACUACAUUAAUCUAGGAAUCGGUAUUCCUGUUCUUAUCACGAACUUCCUUGAUCCAAAGUUGGAAGUCCAUUUCCAGAGUGAGAACGGUAUUCUUGGACUUGGAGAGUUCCCAUACGAGCACGAGGUCGAUCCAGACUUGAUUAAUGCUGGAAAACAGGUUGUCACUAUCAAGAAGGGAGGUUCUUUCAUGACUUCUUCUGAGACAUUUGCCAUGAUUCGUGGUGGACACAUUGAUAUUACUUUCUUAGGAGGUAUGCAGGUGUCUGAAAAAGGAGAUCUGGCCAACUGGAUUAUCCCAGGCAAAGUCGUAAAGGGAAUGGGAGGUGCUAUGGACCUCGUAGGUGGAGCUAAGAGAAGAAUCGUUGUCAUGCAACACUGCACCAAAAAUGGAAGACCAAAGAUUCUUAGAGAGUGCUCAUUACCGUUAACAGGAAACAAAUGAGUUUCAGCUGUUGUCACCGAAAAAGCAGUCUUCCAAUGGGACAAGCUCAGAAAGAUGCAUCUCACUGAUAUUGCUGAAGGCACAACUGUUGAAGAAAUUAGAGCUAUGACUGAAGCUAUCUUCGUUGUUGAUGAAGAUCUCAAGACAUUUUAAUUUCAAAAGCAACUCUUAAAUUC